ACACGUUUCUCAGUAUUUACUGAAGCAACAUUUUCUUGUAAACGAAGUAAAAUUUAAUGUUCCUUAACACGUUAACCGCCGCGUUGGUCACCGGUGACCUACGUUAGCGGAGGAUUUGCCUUCAGCAGUUUUCUGUCGGCAGUCAAAGGCUUAAAUAUAAAGGACAAUGUUGACUGCUAUAAAAAGAAAUUCUUGCAUAGAGCCAAAUUUCACACUUUGUGCAUUGUGCCUUGUUCUCAUGAGCCCCUCAUUACUGGCGUGCUAUUCAUCGGGGCAGCACUAUGAUUGGCAAAUCACAAAAGUAAAGUUUCCCGUUGUUAGUAACUACUUCGCAACAGAAAAAAAUUCCAAAGUAAAAAAAAUUAAAGACAUCGUAGACAAGUAUAAAGAAAUGGGUUUACAUGGAUUUCCUCCAUCUGACAAAGUUGUUAAAAAAUGGAGGGACUGGUACAAAGAUUACAAGAAGAAAACUAAAAACGCUGACUUCUUCAAUAAGAAGAACAGAGACAGGCUUAAGGCAGAGCGAGAUGCUGAAGGCGGCUGGCCUGGGGCACUUCAAUGGUUAGAUCUUGGCGAAGGUCUCGGUGGAACUCCAGUCCCACCAUGGGCGUACGUUCUGAAAAACUCCGGCUUACCUCAGGCUUGUAUGCAACCUAUUCAAAGGGAAAACAAAUGUUUCGACCCGUCCAUGGGUAAUUGGAAAAGAGGAGGGUUUGGGUAUCAUCCGUACAGAGGAACUUGUGUUUUCUACGAAAGUUACACAUGUCAAUACAAUAUUAAUUUUUUCCACAGCAAGGAAUACUGUGACCAAUAUUGUUCUUACGCUAGGCCAGCAUCAUUCUGUAAUAUGGCCAACAAUGUCCCUAUAGACUAUACUUACAUUUAUGACCAGUAA
Molecule: messenger RNA, 895 nt
Organism: Spodoptera litura
Lineage: Eukaryota; Metazoa; Arthropoda; Insecta; Lepidoptera; Noctuidae
Source: RefSeq, a predicted model, not a curated record